Messenger RNA from Arachis duranensis, 903 nucleotides. RefSeq lists its product as uncharacterized. The transcript has a single exon. Bases 252 to 818 code for a protein of 188 amino acids. The record is from RefSeq and is a predicted model, not a curated record. Lineage: Eukaryota; Viridiplantae; Streptophyta; Magnoliopsida; Fabales; Fabaceae.
AGCAGGGCUUGUUUGUAUUAUGUUUCAUUGUUCCCUCACAAGCAUACACCAUUACUCACACAUCACACUCUCUCUCACUCUCUCAAAUAAACUUGACCCCUCCAUUUCUCAUUUGUGCUUAUUCAGUCCCCCACACCUCCAACAAACCACCAUCAUUCUUCCUCUUCCUCUCCACAACAACUCCCACUUUCUCACCCUGAUUUAUACUCUCAAACCCUCAGAUCUAUUACACCAUCAACAUAACAACAACAAUGGAGGUGCUCAAGAGUUGGGAGUGUGAAACCAGUAGCGAGGAAGAAGAACACAACAACAGCAACGAAGAUAGCGUACAUAGCGUUGCGUUCGCACUAGGUACGGUGGUUUUAAUGGUGUGUCUGAAGAGGUUUCUUGUUGAGCAAUGGCGCGCUUGGGUCUUCCUUCUUCUCAAUGUCAUCCUACUCGCCAUUUUCUUCAUGUCUACUAAGAAACCGAGAUGGAGUGUUCAGACUCAAGAAAGCCAAAACCGUAUCCAACCAAUCAAAACUCAUUUAAAAAAAGAUAGUGUCCCGCCGCGUUCCGAAGAAAGUAAGGAGUGCAGUGAAAAUAAUGUGAGCGCCAACAAAAAGAUAGACGGGGAGGAGGACGAGGGCGAAGAGGAGGAGGAGGAGGAGGAGGAGGCAGUGGCGGUGCUUUCAAAAGAGGAGCUGAAUGAGAGAGUGGAGGCGUUUAUAGCCAUGUUUAGGCAGCACCUGAUCUCCGAUGUCAAACAAGGUUUCAACUUCCCCCAAACGGCCAAUUUGAGGACGCGCCCUAACAAGAUUCAAGUUUCUUGCUGUUGACAAAUUAUUACAUUUUUUAUUUUAUUUUUAAAUUCAUCUUGUGACUUGUGAGAUUAAUUAUAUUCAAGUUUCUUUCAUAUUUAAA